CACCAAGAGGAUCAUAACAGGGACCUGUUUGAAUCUGUGACGCGCAGUAUGAACGUCCUCCUGAUGUUCCUCCUCUUUCUCAUCUCAGGUGAAGUUGGAGUAACUCAUGCAUUCUCUCAUGGUAAUGCCACUAUUAAUGGAAAUGCCGGCGGUGCGGUUUGUGUCUUCCCUUUUAAGUACGAGGACAUUUGGCACUCGAAAUGUACCAGCGUUGGGCAUGACAAGCCAUGGUGUGCAACCACCAAUGACUACACCAGGGAUGGGAGGUGGGGAGAAUGUACUGGCUUAGUUAAUCCCACCAUGAACGGAAAUGCUGCAGGAGAGGAGUGUUCUUUCCCUUUCGUUUAUAAGGACACAGCAUACUGGGAAUGCACCAGCGUUGCGCAUGACAAGCCAUGGUGUGCAACCACUGAUGACUACACCAGGGAUGGGAGGUGGGGAGAGUGUAUACGAACGGGUAAUCCCACUAUCAAUGGCAAUGCCGGCGGUGCGCUUUGUGUCUUCCCUUUUAAGUAUAAGGGCAUUUGGCACUCGAAAUGCACCAGCGUUCGGCAUGACAAGCCAUGGUGUGCAACCACCGAUGACUACACCAGGGAUGGGAGGUGGGGAGAAUGUACUGGCUUAGUUAAUCCCACCAUGAACGGAAAUGCUGCAGGAGAGGAGUGUUCUUUCCCUUUCGUUUAUAAGGACACAGCAUACUCGAAAUGCACCAGCGUUCGGCAUGACAAGCCAUGGUGUGCAACCACCAAUGACUACACCAGGGAUGGGAGGUGGGGAGAAUGUACUGGCUUAGUUAAUCCCACCAUGAACGGAAAUGCUGCAGGAGAGGAGUGUUCUUUCCCUUUCGUUUAUAAGGACACAGCAUACUGGGAAUGCACCAGCGUUGGGCAUGACAAGCCAUGGUGUGCAACCACUGAUGACUACACCAGGGAUGGGAGGUGGGGAGAGUGUAUACGAACGGUCACCCCUUUUUUACAGUGUAGUGAUGAAUGGAUGUAGAUCCCCAGCAUCACUCCUGCUGCAACAUGGCCACUCAUCAAAACACUCGCAACAAGGGACGGCGAAUACUACCGCAGAGCUUAAACUCCUGUCACUAUGGAUACCCACAAUGCUGCCAUGCCAACACAGUACAUCCUCCCUCUCUUUCCAAACUCCUAACUCAUAAACUCCUCUCUCACACAUUCUUUUUCUCUUUUUAAACUCCUCAUGUACUGCUCUCCCACUCUGCUCUCCCAAGGCUUCAAUAAAGCUGCCAGUUAUUCUGC
Molecule: messenger RNA, 1265 nt
Organism: Sardina pilchardus (European sardine)
Lineage: Eukaryota; Metazoa; Chordata; Actinopteri; Clupeiformes; Clupeidae
Product: epididymal sperm-binding protein 1-like
Exons: 8
Coding region: 49-999 (316 amino acids)
Cellular component (GO): cell surface
Molecular function (GO): heparin binding
Source: RefSeq, a predicted model, not a curated record